GAGCUCGUCAUCCGGGAUGUUGAACAGUACAACAACUUCUUGUGAGCAGAAGGAGAAGUGCACCGUGAGCGACUACAAACAGGUGAUGACGACCUGGAAAAAGGCGUUCAACCAGCAGAUUGCGACGGUGUGCCUGCCCGCGUUUCACGUGUUAUCAAAUGCAAAAAUUAUGUCUGGGUCUGGAAGAAUGCAAGUUUGUCAUGCUUGUCUGGCAUGACUCGAGAAUCUGUGUUGCAUAGGCACGAAGAGGCCCUCUUACCUGUCAUGCAAAAACGCAGCUUGCCAUGCGGAAUACGUAAGACAUGGGAGCCAAAAAGUUUGUCAUGCAUAGCUGCGUAUUGCAGUGCGUCUCCCAUUCACUUUUAGCAUUACAAGUUUCCAGACCCAGACAUUUUUGCAAUCCAUACGUGUGUAAAUGGUACCAUUUGAAGUGGCUGCUGAAGGCGUUUCCGACGCAAGAUUUGUAUACCAGCUUCGCCUAUCAAGUGCAAAAAUGUCUGGGUCUGGAAGAGUGCCAGGUUUGUCAUGCAUAUUUUGUAGGACAUGUGACGCCUGUGAGGCAUGGCCUAGCAUCGCAGAUUUUUAGGGGGCUUCCUUAUGCGUAAUCCGCAUGAGAAAUGCCCUCUCCGUGUAGAAGAAACUGGGCUCCUCUUGCUAGUCAUGCAACACAGAUUUUUUUGGAAUCCAAGGACAGCGUCACAAGUUGCAACCUUCCAGACCCAGACAUAUUUGCAAUGCAUAUCGCGAUGGUGCAGUUCGGCCACACGAUGCACUUCCCGGUCCUGCACUGGACGCUGUUCCACGGGGUCCAGCGCUUCGAGCCGGAGCUGUUGUUCAAGUGCUGGAGACCGAACUAUCAAAAGGAAAAAUCCCCCCUCCCCAUAUCAAAACGAAACUUCUGAUGCUGGAAUUGGAUACACAAAUCAAAUUUGUGUUGCAGUAGAGGAAUGCACGCAGAUCCUGAGCCUAGGUGGGGGCCUUUUGGUGUAUGCGCCUAGCAUGGUAGACGGCUACCCUGUAGGCCUUACAGCAUUACAAAUCGCCUGCAUAACUUGGCGGACAGCCUGACUGGGCCUCCUUGCAAGGCAGACCCGAUUUGUGGUCACAAAUCUGCAUGACGAAUUUUCUGACGGAUGCGUUUUCAAUAUGGGGAGGGGGGAUUUUUCCUUGCAACACGAACGACAAAGCCAUGGUCGCAGCCAACGCCUGGGUGACGACGAAUCAGGUAAGCCCUCGGAAUCAUGUGACGGCUACUUCUACUUCAAGAGUUGUAGGAGGGGUUCUUGCACCAGCAGCACCUGGUGGGGGCGAAAUAAACUCAUCUACAACUGCGGCGGCAAAGCAACUAGGAGUUCUUGUGCAGCAAAACAAGCACUUAUCCAGGAAAAAAAGUGUGUAAGUGUAACUUUCUUUGAGAAACAGCAUCACAAAUUUGCUCUACAUGACAGAGAAAACCUGUCAUGCGUGGCUUGUAAGGGAAAACACACGUGAAAAGAGGACUUCACGGCUGUCUGGCAUGACAGGCGUAACUCUGUUGCAUGUUCUGCAACACAAAUUUACACUUACACAGUUUUUUUCUUGCAUAGCACUACCUUCCACUCCACGACGACGAGCGGUUUUACCCGCAGAAGUAUCAAAUGUAA
Amoebophrya sp. A120 is the source of this 1643-nucleotide messenger RNA. The record is from the annotation of a GenBank genome assembly. Lineage: Eukaryota; Dinophyceae; Syndiniales; Amoebophryaceae.